GUAAAGCAUUCAGCUAAACCUUGCUCUUGUGAUUGUGUUUCGCCUUCGGCCUGCCAUCGACAUCAGCAACAGCAAGCAUUUCUCACUCACUCAUUUUCUCCCUUCCGUCAAGUUUCAGACCCUUUUUUUCCACCCGCUGACGUUAGAAAAGGUAUUUGGAGGGAGGUGCGAUCGGCGUAGAAAAUUGUGGAGGUUUUGUCCAUUUCCGAGUUCCAGGAAGCACCCUCCCCUGGUUCAAUUGAAGCAGUAGUUUCCCCAGUAAAAAAAAAAAAUUGUCUUUUUUCUUUUUCCUUUUUUCUCUGGUUAUAUAUAUAUACAUUUGCUGGUUCUUAUGGACCAGACGGAGAGAUGCGAGAGGAAACAGGGUCGAACACCAUUAAUACCAUGGACUCCCAAGCUACCGAACCUGCAACAACCUUCUCGGCCACCGUGAACGACUAUUCCAAUAUCAAGAUGAUCAACGCCGAUUUGCUUGCUGAAGAAGCAUGCGUCGGGACGCACCCCGAUAAGGCCGAUAAGGCUGUUGUCGCCUCUCCGGUGGGAAAGACUUCUCGGAUGGUCCAAAACAACGGAGAGUAUGCUGUUGUCGCGUCUCUCGCCGUUGAUGCUGCUGCCAGGAAUACUUUGGCAGCUGAGUCAACGCCCAGAGGCAGAGGAGAGGUGGAUGGGGUUAAGGCCGUUUUGUCGAUGGAUGCCGUUGUAAGGGUGUUUUGCGUUCAUACGAAACCCAAUUUCUCUCUCCCUUGGCAGAGGAAGCGACAAUUUAGUUCCAGUAGCUCUGGGUUCGUUAUUGCCGGGCGGAGAAUAUUGACAAAUGCCCAUUCCGUGGAUUACCAUACCCAGGUUAAGCUCAAGAAGCGUGGUUCUGAUACCAAGUACUUGGCCACUGUCUUAGCAAUUGGCACGGAAUGCGAUAUCGCGAUGCUAACAGUUAAAGAUGACGAGUUCUGGGAAGGCAUUUCGCCAGUGGAGUUUGGGUCCUUGCCUGCACUCCAGGACGCAGUCACGGUAGUAGGAUACCCAAUUGGGGGAGACACAAUAUCAGUGACAAGUGGUAUCGUCUCUCGCAUAGAGAUGUUGUCAUAUGUUCAUGGGGCAUCUGAGCUUCUGGGUUUGCAGACGGAUGCAGCUAUUAACUCGGGAAAUUCUGGUGGACCUGCUUUCAACGAUAAGGGACAUUGCGUGGGUAUUGCAUUUCAAUCUCUUAAACAUGAAAUUGCGGACAAUAUAGGUUAUGUUAUACCAACUCCGGUUGUUAUGCACUUCAUUCAAGAUUAUGAGAGGAAUGGAGAAUAUACAGGGUUUCCAACUCUUGGAGUUGAUUUACAGAAGAUGGAAAAUCCUGAUUUGCGCAUGGCAAUGGGUAUGGCAUCAGACCAGAAGGGUGUUCGUGUUAGAAGGAUUGAGCCUACAUCUCCAUUAUCUCAGGUUCUGAAGCCAUCUGAUGUUAUACUCAGCUUUGAUGGAAUUGAUGUUGCUAAUGAUGAGACAGUUCCAUUCAGGCAUGGAGAACGUAUUGGGUUUAGUUACCUGGUGUCUCAAAAAUAUACCGGAGAGAAUGCUGUGGUUAAAGUUCUUCGCGAUUCAGAGAUUCUUGAAUUCAACAUAAAACUUGCAACUUACAAACGGCUUAUUCCAGCACAUAUCAAGGGCAGACCUCCAUCAUAUUACAUUAUUGCUGGAUUUGUCUUUACAAUGGUAUCUGUUCCAUAUCUCCGCUCUGAGUAUGGAAAGGAUUAUGAAUGUGAUGCACCAGUCAAACUGUUGGACAAACACUUGCAUGCAAUGGCACAAUCAGACGAUGAGGAACUUGUGGUUGUUUCUCAGGUUCUUGUGGCUGAUAUCAAUAUUGGGUAUGAGAACAUUGUCAAUACUCAGGUUCUUGCCUUCAAUGGGAAGCCUGUCAAGAAUUUGAAGAGCUUGUGCAACAUGGUUGAGAACUGUGAUGAUGAAUUUUUGAAGUUUGAACUGGAGUAUCAACAGUUGGUGGUCCUUCAGACAAAGACUGCAAAGGCAGCAACUCCAGAUAUUCUCACAACGCACUGCAUACCUUCGGCAAUGUCUGGUGAUCUCAAGACAUGAGGUAAAAUGGAGGUAUAUGGAAACUUUCUCAUCCUCGCAAUCACUUACAGAAGCUUCUCUACUUGCAGAACUCCCAUCUACUGUGUGCAGAUUUGGCAGUUCUAGUUGGUUGAAUAUACAAAUCAUUUAGAAAAGGAGAAAAAAGGGAGAUGGAGUAGGAUAUGGUGCCACCCAACCUGUGUAUGAUUUAUUCAGUUAGGCUAUCUCCAUUCAAAAUAAAAAAGUUUUGUACGAUAGUUGGAAGCAUCUCAACGGGAUUGGGAUGGGAUUUCUAUUAAGGAGCCGUAGGCUUGGGGGAUGUAAAAAUUGGUUCUAUAUUAUUUUUUAGGGAAGUGUGUUUGCUUUUGGUUCUAUAAUUGAAAAAGCAAAAGUUGUGAGAAAAUCCACACCCUGGUUACUCGUGUUA
Messenger RNA from Nelumbo nucifera (sacred lotus), 2488 nucleotides. NCBI's taxonomy places the organism in Eukaryota, Viridiplantae, Streptophyta, Magnoliopsida, Proteales, Nelumbonaceae. The record is from RefSeq and is a predicted model, not a curated record.